Ornithorhynchus anatinus (platypus) is the source of this 1113-nucleotide messenger RNA. It is a transcript of the gene CHST14, whose product is annotated as carbohydrate sulfotransferase 14. Gene Ontology annotation, cellular component: membrane. Gene Ontology annotation, molecular function: sulfotransferase activity. Lineage: Eukaryota; Metazoa; Chordata; Mammalia; Monotremata; Ornithorhynchidae. The record is from RefSeq and is a predicted model, not a curated record. Gene Ontology annotation, biological process: carbohydrate biosynthetic process; dermatan sulfate proteoglycan metabolic process. The annotation marks the transcript as partial. The transcript has a single exon.
CCCGGCCGGUCCCGCCGGCGGCCCGGCCUCGGGGCGCCGCCCCCGCUGCUGCCCUCCAUGCUCAUGUUCGGCGUCAUCGUGGCGUCCAGCGGGCUGCUGCUGAUGAUCGAGCGGGGCAUCGUGGCCGAGGUCCGGCCUCCGGCCCCUCACCCCCGGCCGGCCGGGCCCCCUUCGGCCGGCCCGGCCGACCCGGCCCACGGGGUUUGGCAGGACGUCCGCAACCGGACCCUGCGGGCCCUGUGCGGCCAGCCGGGCAUGCCCCGCAGCCCCUGGGACCUGGCGGCCGGGCCCCGCCGCACCGUGCUCCGACACCUCCUGGUCGACGACCGGCACCGCUUCCUCUACUGCUACGUGCCCAAGGUGGCCUGCUCCAACUGGAAGCGGGUGCUGAAGGUCCUGGCCGGGGCGCUGGACAGCGUGGACGCCCGGCUGAAGAUGGACCACCGGCGGGACCUGGUCUUCUUGGCCGACCUGCCCCCGCGGGAGAUCCGCUACCGCCUGCGCCACUACUUCAAGUUCCUCUUCGUGCGGGACCCGCUGGACCGGCUGCUGUCGGCCUACCGCAACAAGUUCGGCGAGGUCCGCGAGUACCAGCGCCGCUACGGGGCCGAGAUCGUCCGGCGCUACCGGCCGGGGGCCCGGCCCGACCCCCCGGGCGACGACGUCACCUUCGCCGAGUUCCUCCGCUACCUGGUGGACGAGGAGCCCGAGCGCAUGAACGAGCACUGGAUGCCCGUCUACCAGCUGUGCCAGCCCUGCGCCGUGCGCUACGACUUCGUGGGCUCCUACGAGCGGCUGGAGGCCGACGCCAACGCCGUGCUGGAGCGGGUCGGGGCGCCCCGCGCCGUCCGCUUCCCCGCCCGCCAGCCCUGGUACCGGCCCGCCGGGCCCGACGGCCUCCGCUACCAUCUCUGCGCCGCCCCGCCCGCCCUCCUCCGGGACCUGCUCCCCAAGUACAUCCUCGACUUCUCCCUCUUCGCCUACCCGCUGCCCAACCUCACCCGGGAGGCCUGUCGACAGUGACCCCCGGACCGCCACCGGCAAGCCGGCGUCCCCUCCCCGAGGGAGGGGCCCGGACCCUCCCCUCGGCGGCGGGGGGGGGGGGGGGCCGGA